AUGUGUCAUACAAAUUUUCCACAAUUUUUAACAUCGCAAGAAAUGUAUCCAAUACAUGGAUUACACUUUUUAUCACUUAUGAUAACUGAUUGUGAUCGACGGACGGUUACCAACCAACAUCCGGUCAAGAGUUGGAGCUAGAAACUUGGACAAAAAAAAGGCAUCAAGGCAGACACACGAUAAAAUUGAUUAUUAAAUUCAUAAAAUUCAAAAACGUUGACGUUUACACUAAUACUAAAUAUUUCUUUUUCUGUUUUAUUCGCACUCGUCUCAAUCGCAAAAUCAGAUUAUUCAUCAGAUUAUUAAUUAAUUAAUUAAUUGCAUAACUCUUAUUCUUACUAAUAUGAAAUACGGAUAUUAUAUUAAUAAAGGUAUCUGUUAUUAACUAACAGUGUUAUAUAAAAGUCACGUGUCCGGAUGAUAGUUUGGAAAGAGGGUCUCGAUUCGAAUACAUAUUAUUCAUGCCCUGUCAGUAUUACGUCGACAACACGAGAAAGCGCAUUCUCAGUUAGCUCUUAAAACGGAAAGUGGUCAAUCGUGGUCUUCUGAAGUGAUCAGAGAAAAGCCGUCAUACCGCAUUGAAGCAACAUCUUGGCGAGGAGGACGCGAGUGUGAACCGAAAAACGAGAAGCUGCUCACCGCUGAGUCGUUAAUACCGUGCAAGUGUGAAAGCGUCUUACAAUAUGAAAAUUCUAUUGUCCGCCAUCAUCAUUGCAUCGAUCUGUAGCACUCACAGUUUCCUAAUCUUCAAAAAUUAUAUCCAACCAGAGGAUUCCGGAUUCGAUAGCAAGUACGAUUUCAUCAUCGUAGGAGCUGGAUCGUCGGGUUCCGUGUUAGCUAAUCGUUUGUCGGAGAACAAAAGAUGGAGAAUUUUAUUAUUGGAGGCGGGACACAUGCAAAAUUUCCUCAAUGAGAUUCCGAUAUUAGUUAGCUACUUCCAACAGACUAAUUACAAUUGGGGCUACAAUGUAGAACCUCAGAAGAACGCUUGCUUGGGAAUGAUAAAUCGUCAGUGUGCCUGGCCACGAGGCAAGGCCUUAGGUGGCACGAGUACAUUGAACUAUAUGAUUCACACACGUGGAAAUAAAAAGAACUUUGAUGAAUGGGCCAGUUUGGGCAACACCGGUUGGUCCUAUGCGGAUGUUCUUCCAUAUUUUAAGAAGAGUGAAAAAUUUAACAUACCAGACAUCAAGGACUCCGUAUACCACAACGAUAGCGGCCAUUUAUAUGUAGAAUACGUGCCAUAUCACACUAAACUGGCAACCGCAUACUUAGAGGCCGGUCAAGAAUUGGGAUACAAGGUUUUGGACUACAAUGGCGAGGAUCAGAUAGGUUUCUCAUACCUCCAAGUAAACAUGGAUCAUGGAACACGUUGCAGCGCGAGCAAAGCUUAUCUGCGAAGACUCAACCGGCCAAAUCUGGAUAUCAUCACCGAUGCUACAGUGACCAAAGUGCUGAUCGAUACGGACAACCGUGCCUAUGGCGUUGAAUACGUCAAGGAUGACAUGAGAAAAAAGGUAUUUUGUUCAAAGGAAGUGAUACUCUCCGCCGGUACGAUCGAUUCGGCGAAACUGCUAAUGCUGUCUGGAAUCGGGCCCAGGGAUCACCUCGAGGAACUGGGCAUCCCGGUGAUCCAGGAUUCCAAAGUCGGCUACAACAUGUACGAGCACAUCGGUUUCUUAGGAUUGACCUUCAUGGUAAACCAGAGCGUGUCCCUGCUGCAGAGCAAGGUUAAUCUCAACGCCGUCUUGGAAUAUAUCUUGCACAAGGACGGUUUAGCGACGUCACCGGGAGGUGCCGAGGCGAUAGCAUUCGUCAAAACCAAAUACGCGGUUGACGAGAAACCGGACCUUGAACUCCUCUUCGUGUCUGGCUCUGUGCAUUCAGACAAUGGUAACGUAUUGAGGAAGAAUUGGAGACUCACGGACGACUUGUAUAACACUGUCUAUAAACCCAUCGAAAAUCAGGAGGCCUGGUCGAUCUGGCCGAUCGUCCAGUAUCCUAGAAGUGUCGGUCGUCUCGUGUUGCAAUCGAAGGACUACCUCAAGCCACCUAAGCUACACGCAAACUUCUUCAGCCAUCCGGCCGACCUGGAAAUCAUCUUGGAGGGAGUGAAGCAUGCCAUCAACAUAUCGAAAACUGAAGCCUUUCAAGCUUACGGCAGUCGAAUGCACGACAUCAAAAUCCCAGGCUGCGGAAACUUUCAAUUUGCCUCCGACGAUUAUUGGCGUUGCGCUAUCAAGCACAUGCCAUCCAUGAUGAACCACGAGAUAGGAACCGCCAAAAUGGGACCUGAAACAGACCCUUACGCGGUCGUUGAUCCGCAACUACAAGUAUACGGCAUUAAGGGACUCAGGGUGGUGGACGCUUCGAUUAUGCCGACGAUAACUAGUGGCCACGUGAACGCUGUAAUCUAUAUGAUCGGCGAGAAAGCCGCAGAUAUGAUUAAAGAAACCUGGAUGAACGCGUCGUAAGAUUCGCUCUUUCUACGGAGGAAUUCACUCUGAGUACAAAAAUAAAGAAUAUAAUUCUACUAAUUA
Messenger RNA from Ooceraea biroi (clonal raider ant), 2540 nucleotides. Its product is annotated as glucose dehydrogenase [FAD, quinone]. The record is from RefSeq and is a predicted model, not a curated record. Gene Ontology annotation, molecular function: oxidoreductase activity, acting on CH-OH group of donors; flavin adenine dinucleotide binding. Lineage: Eukaryota; Metazoa; Arthropoda; Insecta; Hymenoptera; Formicidae.